GGAUUUAACUGCUGAGCGGCUGGCUAACAGGUGGCGUCCAGGGGAAACAGUGGAGCUCUGUACAGAAGGGAAACAGCAGCAGCAGCAUGUCGGGGAUCCAGACAUGGUCACUUCUCCUGGUUCUCUGUGCUGGCAGUUUGGAGGCUUGGUGGUUUUCCAACAAACCUCAACCUACAACAGGAAGCCCAACCACAGAAGGAGCCACCACUCCCAGCGGGGCGUUGGUGACGGAAGGGACCAAAAUAUCGCAGGUUGGGGAGGAAAUCCUUAAAGUGGCAACAGGAAUACGUCAGGUUGUUGACGAUUGGGAUGUGACUACAACCGCCUGGACUACCAGUGGAGGCCUGACAGGGACGGUGGAGACAACAAAGCCCAACAUUACAGAUAACAAAGAAAAAAGUGGUGUCUUUUUGCACCAGCUGAUUGGAGAUCCUCCACCAGAUUCAAUACCUAAAGUUGUAGGGCCCCGAGGACCUGCCUACAGGUUUACCUCAGCAUCGUCAUCAGGACAACUGGCCCAGGACUUUGUUCCCAGUCCAUUCUACAGGGACUUCACCAUCAUUUUCCGCCUCAGUCCUUCCACUCCCUCUGCAUCCGUCCUCUUCUCCAUCACAGACAGCACCCAGAAAUUCAUGUACAUCGGUGUGAAGCUCAGCGCAGUGCAGUCUGGUCGUCAAAAGAUCCAGUUCUUCUACACUGAACCUGAUUCUGAGUCUUCAUAUGAGGCGGCCAGCUUUGAAGUUCCAAGGCUUGAUAGCCAUUGGAACGUUUUUGCUCUGUCUGUGUCUGACGAACAGGUCAGUUUUUUCACCGAAUGUGACAGGGAUCCAGAAGUGGUGAGGUUUGAGCGCUCGCCUGAUCCGAUGGACCUGGAUGAUGGAAGUAUGAUCUUUGUGGGUCAAGCAGGAAGAGCUGAUCCAGACAAGUUUGAGGGUGAAAUUGAAAACCUAAGACUUGUGGGAAACCCUCAGGCAUUUCAAGACUUUUGUGACCAAGACGAUUUCCCAGAUGAAAGUUCUGGAGAUGAUGGCAACAGAAAGGCUGAUGGGAAACAAACAGGAAAGACGGUCUCUUCUACAUCCUUCCGUCCGGUCUCUAAGCCCACAAAUUCACGCCAAAUAGGAGCUGGAAUCAGAACCUCAGAAAAAAGUGGUGUCUUUUUGCACCAGCUGAUUGGAGAUCCUCCACCAGAUUCAAUAGCUAAAGUUACAGUGGCCCGAGGACCUGCCUACAGGUUUACCUCAGCAUCGUCAUCAGGACAACUGGCCCAGGACUUUGUUCCCAGUCCAUUCUACAGGGACUUCACCAUCAUUUUCCACCUCAGUCCUUCCACUCCUGCUGCAUCCGUCCUCUUCUCCAUCACAGACAGCACCCAGAAAUUCAUGUACAUCGGUGUGAAGCUCAGCGCAGUGCAGUCUGGUCGUCAAAAGAUCCAGUUCUUCUACACUGAACCUGAUUCUGAGUCUUCGUAUGAGGCGGCCAGCUUUGAAGUUCCAAGGCUUGAUAGCCAUUGGAACGUUUUUGCUCUGUCUGUGUCUGACGAACAAGUCAGUUUUCACCCAGAAUGUGACAGGGAUCCAGAAGUGGUGAGGUUUGAGCGCUCGCCUGAUCCGAUGGACCUGGAUGAUGGAAGUAUGAUCUUUGUGGGUCAAGCAGGAAGAGCUGAUCCAGACAAGUUUGAGGGCGACAUUGGAGAGAUAAGACUUGUGGGAAACCUUCAGGCAUUUCAGGGUUUCUGUGAUUAUGAGGAUUACCCUGAUGAAGGUUCUGGUGACAGUGGCAACAAAGAAGCUGACAGGAGACAGAAAGAAAACACUAAGACGAUCACUUUUCCACCCCUUCGUCCCGUACCUGAACCCCCAAUUACAUCCCAAACAGGAGCCAGAAGAGGAACCUCAGGAGGCAAAGGUGAGAAGGGCGACAGAGGAGAGAAAGGUCUGAAAGGGGACAGAGGUCCUGCAGGGCCAAAGGGGGAUUCAGGCUCCAGUUUGUCCUCUCAGGGUCGAGAGCAAGGCAACAAAGGAGAAAAGGGUAAAAAGGGUGAUACUGGUUUUGGAUACCCUGGCAAAAAGGGUGAACGUGGCGUUCAGGGGCCUCCUGGUCCUCCUGGUGCUCCAGGACCUUCGGCCGAGGUUGUCCGACUCGGCGAUGGCUCCGUUGUGCAGCCGUUGGCUGGUCCAGCUGGGCCACCUGGGCCACCAGGGCUGGAAGGGCCUGAAGGACCUCAAGGGGCUGAUGGACAGCCUGGUGAUCCAGGAGAGGAUGGAAAAGUUGGUCCUGCUGGACCGCAGGGUUCUCCAGGAAUUCCAGGAACGGCUGGUAUGAAAGGCCAAAAGGGUGAACCUGGAGAGGGUUCCCCUGGACCAAGAGGUCCCCCAGGUCUUCCAGGACCUCCAGGACCUGGCACUGGUGAUCGUCCAACAUUUGUUGACAUGGAGGGUUCAGGAUUCCCAGACUUGGAAACUUUCCGGGGUCCACCUGGUCCUUCUGGGCCCCCUGGUCCGCCCGGCCGACCUGGGACACCUGGUACUUCAGUAGCCAUCGGACCCGAUGGUCCAGUAGCCUUUGGACCUCCUGGACCACCUGGACAAGAUGGAGUGCCUGGCCUACCAGGCCCACCUGGACCUCCUGGUCUCCCUGGUAGACCCGGGUCCAGAGGAGAAAAGGGUGACGGUGGUGAUCUUGGCCUUCCUGGUCCAGCUGGGGAAAAGCAAGACACAACGGACUCCAACCCUUUCAAUUACCUCUUCUCUUUCUUUGCUCCAUCCUGGGGUGGUCAGGGUGAUGCGGGAAGGCAGGGUACACCUGGACAGUCUGGUUUGGCAGGACUUCCAGGUCCCAUGGGACCAGUUGGGCCUCCAGGGCCUCCUGGACCACCGGGGCCACCGUACCUCGCUGGCAGUGGGAAUCAAAAUGAGGUGCUAAAUGCCCUGCCUGGCCUCAGAGGCCCACCUGGACCACAGGGUCCACCUGGCAUUGCUGGUCUACCUGGCAAGCCAGGUUUUCCAGGAGUUCAUGGAGCUAAAGGAGCAGAGGGACCAAGGGGACCUCCUGGGAUUCCAGGCAUUGACGGAUACCCUGGAACAAUAGGUAAACAGGGAGAGAAAGGAGAGAAGGGAGAGACGGGCCGUCCAGGUCGAGAUGGUGGACCACCUGGACCACCCGGACCGCCCGGCCAACCAGGACAGAUUCUCUACCAGCCGUCAUCUAGAGAUUUUAACGAGGUUUAUUGGAACGAUUUGGGACAGAGCGGAUCAGGGCGAGCAGGAUUCCCAGGACCAGCGGGGCCUAAAGGAGACAAAGGGGAUGCUGGUGCUCCAGGAUAUGCUCCUAAGGGACAGAAAGGAGAGCCUGGCAUUGUCAUGGGACCUGACGGGAGGCCGUUAUAUCUGGGAGGCCUGACAGGACAGCCGGGGGAGAGAGGAAGUCCUGGCCCAGUGGGACCUCCUGGUCCGCGGGGUCCUUCUGGGCCAAAAGGAGAGAUUGGUAUUCCUGGGAGAUCAGGUCGACCAGGAUUAAACGGGGUCAAAGGAGAGAAGGGAGACUCUGGCGGUGGGUCUGGAUACGGUUACCCUGGAAUCGCGGGACCUCCGGGGCCCCCCGGUCCCCCCGGACCUCCAGGCGGGCGUGAUGAAUACUCAAGGUAUUACGCAGUUAAAGGAGAGAAAGGCGAUCCUGGACCACCAGGAAUACUUGAAAUUCAAGGUCUGGGAACAGGCUUUGACUUUUACACUUUAAAGAAUGAGUUGAAAGGUGAGGCUGGUUUAAAAGGAGAGAAAGGAGAACCAGGCGGCGGCUAUUAUGACCCCCGAUACGGAGGAGGAGCUGGCUCACCAGGACCACCUGGACCACAAGGUCCAAAAGGAGAAUCAGUUGUUGGUCCACCGGGCCCUCAGGGGCCUCCUGGAGCCCCAGGAAGAGGUUAUGACGGUCGACCUGGAACACCAGGCCCACCAGGCCCACCCGGACCUCCAGGUUCAUCCUUGUCUGGGCCCUAUGGAGGAACACAGUCUAUCAGUAUUCCUGGACCCCCAGGACCUCCUGGAACUCCAGGUCUUCCAGGACUUUCUUCAGGAGUGACAGUGUUUCGGUCUUAUGACACCAUGGCGGCCACAGCUAGAAGACAGCCUGAAGGAUCUCUGGUGUACGUUAUCGACCAAACAGAUCUCUACGUACGAGUCCGGGAUGGAGUCCGACAAGUUCAGCUUGGGAACUACAUUUCUUUACCAAGUGAAUCGGGCGUCGCAGUCGAGGCGUUGCCUCCCGUCAUCCAGUCCCCAUCACAGUCAAACCCAGACUCUGAUCCCCGGUAUCGACCCGACUCACGAUACCAGACAGAUCUGGUUUACCCACAGCCGUCGAAUCCCAGAUACCCGAGUUACACGGAUCGCGUCAACCUGCCGGACGGUCGAUAUUUGGACCCCCGCUACCCGGUCACCCGUCCUCAGAGACCGCCGCCUCCGGUUCCCCAGGCUCCCAUCCACAGACACACUUCAGGACCAGCACUCCACCUGAUUGCGCUGAACAGCCCUCAGAAGGGCGGCAUGCGCGGCAUCGCCGGCGCAGAUUUCCUGUGCUUCAGCCAGGCCCAGGCCAUCGGGAUGAAGGGAACUUUCCGAGCCUUCCUGUCCUCCAAACUGGAAGAUCUCAACAGCAUCGUUUACAGCUCCAACAGGGAGAACGUGCCAAUAGUCAAUCUGAAGGAUGAGGUUUUGUUCGACAACUGGAACCGCAUUUUCAGCGAUAGCAGAAUGAGGGACAACGUUUCGAUCUACUCCUUCGACGGCAAAGAUGUUCUCCAAGAUGACUCAUGGCCAGAGAAGAUGAUGUGGCAUGGGUCAACAAGCAGGGGUCAGCGGGAUGUUGACAACUACUGCGAGGCGUGGCGCGUCGGGGAACGGGCGCUAACGGGCAUGGCGUCGCCGCUGCAGAGCCGCAGCCUGCUGCAGCGGAGCUCCAGCAGCUGCUCCAGCUCCUAUAUCGUGCUGUGUGUCGAGAACAGCUACAUCCGUGACAGCAGGCAAAGAUAGAUCUAAUCUUUAAUUUGUCUGGACACCAUUUGUGUUGCAUUGUAUAUAUGUUUUUAUCAUGAAAUAUCACUUUAUGUUUGUUUAGCCUGGAUUUAUGGUGCUAGAGAGAAUCAUCCUACACAUCUGGUUAAACUCAGGUGACUCAGUCUUAUGUUGGAGGUUUAUCAUUGUUUUCUUGCUUACCUUUGGUUUCAAACUACUUCCCUACUCUAAGAUUAAGGCGGGUCAGAAAUUAAUCUUCCUUUAUUGUAGUUCAUUCAUCCAUAAUAUCCAUCCACCCUUCCUUUGUUCUCUGACUUUCUGAUAUUAAGUCACAUGGGUAACAAGUUCAGGAGGGAAACCUGUUCCAAGUGAUUCUCUGCAGAUAUAUUAGGAGAUUCCAGGACAUUUGGAAGGUAAUACUGUCCCCCAAAUGGAUUCUGGGUGUCUUCACGUAUCUCCUCAGUGCAAAAUGCCUGGAGAAAACUCUAAAGACCAUCCAGUGAGGCAUCCAAAGCACCUCAAUUUCUUUCAAUGUGGAUGAGCAGUGGCUCUACCAAUAGAUCUACUAUGGUUUGGUUAGAAUCAAAUAGCAAAAAGAUGAGUUCCUGACCAAACUUUAGCUUAGUGAAGAUAGAUGUGCUUUUUCCCAGGAAGCUCAACUUUGUGCCAACAAUGCGAACAGCGAUCACAACUCUUGGAUACGCCAACAAAAAGAAUUGGCAAACAAGGUCGUAAAUAUUCUCCACAUCCACAAAAUCAAUUUGGAUUGGAUAAUUAAACUUCCCAAAUGGCAAACACCUAAUUACAGUACCCUUUCUGAAUAUAGAGUACUCUUUCUGAAUAUCCAACACCCAGAAAGACACUUGUCCAAGUUUUUGUUUGAAACAAUUUUCACACCAAAAACUGUCCAGUAAUUUCUGUUAGGUCAGCAUGACUUGAGAGCUGAUCGUACCAGAGGAACCACUCUGAACAAUAAUGGUUGUUUUCUGACCCAGUUACAGUUCAAAGGCCUGAGAACUGUUAGGAUAACCUUCAUAAUUGAGACAUUACAGUAAUGAUGUGCAAAGAUGAACAAGUUGCCAGAAACUCCUGGUUGUUUGGAGGAGAAACAGUUACGGUUUUUGCCAUAUGAAGACUAAGACAUCUGCUUUGCUUCAGUGCUAUGUUCACUUGUCUUUUCCACGUUGGAGAGUGGCUUAGAAGAAUGGGCUUUCAAAUUAAAAGUUGAAUUUUUCAAUUUCUCCAGGAAGUGAUGAUGCUACUGUAACACAUUUUUAUCUGGACUUAGGGACUAUAGCCGCCCGCUGAAAACUGUUGCUUAUAGCUGAUUGUUUUAAUAGUUCUGACAAAUAAUAUUCUUCAAUAUGUAUUAUUAUGCAGAGUGGAAACAUCUACAGUCUAUUUUAUCUCUGCUUUCGGUUGUUCAGCCAAUCAGCUGCAAAGAAAAUAUGUAUUGGCUGCCUUGCAAACCCCAGCCAAUGGUAGCAUUAUUUUUUGGCAUUUCAGCUUCCCCUGCUGCCUUUUUUUAUGUUUUUAGAUAUGUUCAGCCAAAAACAUGCAAAUAACUUGGAAUCAGAUUCCACAGAAAAAUAGGUGAGUAGGUGUUUAAAUCCAGUAAAUCCAAGUGACUGAACAAACCAAAGAUUAGAUGAUUCUUCUCUGUGAAAUGUAUAUUUUUCACUUCUGUACACUGACUGCAGCCCAAGGCACAUGAGUAUUAUCAAUUUAUCACUUUGCUACAAGAUGGAGAAUAUUUUAAAACUAUAUUUUAUAUCAAUAACAAAGGGAUAUUUAUUAGGUUUUUUUUAAAUCAACUGCUUUUUUACUCAGACUCUAACAUGUGAUGUGAUUUGCUUUCAAAGUUUGAGAGCAUAGAUAUAAAUUGUAUGAACAGAUAUGUAAGGAUUCAGCCAUUAACCUGCUGUGCACUGUUUUUAUUAUAACUUCAGCUGGAGAUUGCUUCUCUGUCAUCCUGGAAAGAGAUGUCAUGGUUGAAUAAACUUGUGUGGGAAAAUGUGA
Poeciliopsis prolifica (blackstripe livebearer) is the source of this 7031-nucleotide messenger RNA. Its product is annotated as collagen alpha-1(XVIII) chain-like. The record is from RefSeq and is a predicted model, not a curated record. Lineage: Eukaryota; Metazoa; Chordata; Actinopteri; Cyprinodontiformes; Poeciliidae. Gene Ontology annotation, cellular component: basement membrane.